GAGCAAUUUUUGGUUUACGUAUGGUUCUUGAUGGAGUUGGCUGUGGAUCAAGUCAUGUUUCAUGCUCUCAUUCUGGUUCCUAUUCUUUAUCUUCUAGGCGUCUCCAGUUAAGCAGGCUGAGUCCUUUCCAAUUCCAUGUACUCACUCACCGGCUUCUUGUACCAAAACAGCACCCUUCUUUCUCAAUAUAAAUCAAAAGCCAUUUUGGGUCUUUCAUUUGCCAAAUCUCCAAACAAACCCUCUCUCUCAUUCUCAUUCUCUCACAAAUCCACCAAUCUCCUAAUCUCACAAAACCAAAUCAUGAUCCGACCCUCCCCCAUCAACCCAGCCGACUUCCAAGUCUCAACCAAGAACGGUUUCCUCCCAGAAGAACUUCCCCUAGAAAUACUGAGCAACCCCUACUAUGAGCCCUGGGAAGCCGUAAUCAAAGAUCUUUCAACUCUCCUCUCCACAUCCAGUCUCCGGGAAACCGUCGACACACUACCAAUCCUUACAACUACACACCUUAUAUCAGAACCAGAAUGGCAACGCGCAUAUCUGAUACUAGCCUUCCUAACACACGGCUACAUAUGGGAAAACGGCGGGCCAUCAGAAGUAAGUCUCACCUCCACAGGUCCCAACUCUAACCAAAACACAAAAACAAAGAAAGAUGCAAGAGACUAACGAAGAACCCAGCGUCUCCCAGCCUGUCUAUCCAUCCCCCUCCUCCGCAUCUCAACCCACCUCUCCCUCCCCCCAACCGCCACCUACGCCGCCUUCAACCUCUGGAACUACGCACCCCUCAGCCCCAAUCUCCCCCUAAACCAGCCCGAGAACCUCCGCUGCAUCCACACCUUCACAGGAACAGAAUCAGAGUCCUGGUUCCUACUCAUCUCCGUAGCCAUCGAAUCCCACGGAGCCCCCCUAAUCCCGCUCAUGACCUCCGCCCUCUCCGCAAUGGCAACCAACAACUCACACGUGGUCCUAAGCGCACUCUUGCGACUCGGCUACAUCGUGCGUGAGAUGGGGAUCUUGCUACAUCGCAUGAACGAAAGGUGUGAUCCCAUGGUCUUCUACACCGAAAUCCGCCCUUUCCUUGCGGGCAGCAAGAACAUGGGACACGCCGGUCUUCCCCAAGGCGUAUUCUAUGAAGAAGGCCUCGACGAGGAAGGGAACGAAAAAGGGAAAUACAGACAAUACUCCGGCGGCUCCAACGCCCAAAGUUCCCUCAUCGAAUUCCUCGACAUAAUCCUCGGCGUAACGCACACCCCAUCUCCCCCCUCUAACCCCACCAAAACCACCUUCCUCUCCGAAAUGCGUUCCUACAUGCCGGGUCCCCACCGCGCCUUCCUGUCGCACCUCGAAGCCUCCCCCUCCAUCCGAGAAUACGCACAAGAUAGCGCGAUCCCCGAGGUAGGCGAGGCGUACAACUUCGCGGUCAAGGAAUUAGAACGGUUUAGGGAUAUCCAUAUCCAGAUUGUGACGCGGUAUAUUAUCCGGCCGUCGCGCGCGGUGCAGCCGCCGGCGGUGCAUGGGGGGAUUAAUAUUGCGGUUGCGAGCUCGAGGAGUGUGGGGACGAAGGGGUUGAAGGGGACGGGGGGGACGGAGUUGAUGCCAUUUUUGAGGCGGGUGAGGGAUGA
Molecule: messenger RNA, 1619 nt
Organism: Hymenoscyphus albidus
Lineage: Eukaryota; Fungi; Ascomycota; Leotiomycetes; Helotiales; Helotiaceae
Source: the annotation of a GenBank genome assembly